UCCAUAUAAAGACCGGAGCAGUGCGCGGUGACAGAGAGGAGGACCAGUCAGUCAGAGUUGCACAGGACCUAGCCUCAGUGCUCGACAUGGACAUGCCCGCUAAACUCGUGUUCCCCAUCGUGGUGAUCUCCGUGCUGGUGGCUUGCAGUCCGACGGAGGCGUGGUACAAGCAGAUGGCCGGUCCGAGCUACUACUCAGUGGGCAGGGCGUCCGGCUUGCUGUCCGGAAUCCGGAGGUCACCGUACAUCAGGAGAGCCGAGCCGCAGCCGUCAGACGGCGAAGAGCUGGCGACUAACAACGUGUUUCCUGAGUUCACUGCGCAGAGUUACAUCCUGAAGACGAUGCCUGUUUGCAUCAAAGACAUCACACCAAACCUGCAGAGCUGUGAACUCUUCCAGGCAACGAAGGGUUCAUUUAAGUGCAAAGCGGACAUCUUCCUCACUCUGGACUCCGCAGACUGUGCAGCAGACUGAGCAGUGAAGCCGACAGCUGGGCUGGAUGAUGAAGCCUACUUCUUGAAAGUGUGCCAUUUUUAAUGACUGUACAUUUCUCAGACUUCAACCUCAAUGUUAAUGUUGCACUAGAUGGAAGAUAUGAUACUUUUCAUUACCAUUUCACCAGGUUAUUUAUUGAUUUUAAGAAAAAACGUGUCUUAAAUCUUUAAGCUGUAAAAGUAAUGUAUGACUGUACAUAUUUUAUGAGUUUUCAUUAAUAAAUUAAUCACAUUGCA
Molecule: messenger RNA, 730 nt
Organism: Epinephelus moara (kelp grouper)
Lineage: Eukaryota; Metazoa; Chordata; Actinopteri; Perciformes; Serranidae
Product: neuropeptide B-like
Exons: 2
Coding region: 87-473 (128 amino acids)
Biological process (GO): G protein-coupled receptor signaling pathway; feeding behavior
Molecular function (GO): G protein-coupled receptor binding
Source: RefSeq, a predicted model, not a curated record